Messenger RNA from Galleria mellonella (greater wax moth), 1564 nucleotides. Its product is annotated as putative nuclease HARBI1. Bases 394 to 1485 code for a protein of 363 amino acids. NCBI's taxonomy places the organism in Eukaryota, Metazoa, Arthropoda, Insecta, Lepidoptera, Pyralidae. The transcript has 6 exons. The record is from RefSeq and is a predicted model, not a curated record.
UCCGAAAUUUCGGAUCGAUAUUUCGUGUGAUUCGUACCAUGAAAAACGUUCAUUCCGAAAUCGUGCCCGAAUACGGAGAAUAGCUUUUCUAUCGUCCCAAAUCGUACCAUGAAGUAUCCGUUCGUACGUAAUUUUGACGUUUUGACAGCACGUUUAUCGUGAUUUAAAGCGCGAAGUAGACGAAACCUAAAUAGUUAACUUUUUACUUUCGUAAGUAUGAAUUUUACAUAUAUAAGUGCUGUAAUAUAUAAAAAAGUGAUUAAUUAAUAAUUCUGUUAAUGUGUUACAGUGAAUAAUGUGAUAAAAGUUAAACUAAUUAGUGUUUUUAAAUAUUAUUGUGUUCAACAUAACCUACAACUUUGCAUUACUUUAUUUUGAUGUUUUAGUUUCAUUAUGGCAAGAUUAGCAGGAAUUUUAGAAGCCCUCAAUGAAGAAAAAAUUGAAAGACGCAGGAUUAAACGAAAAAUGCGUAAAAGGUACCUCCAAAGAUCCAUCCCAGACUUCGAGUUUGUAUCUAAAUACAGACUCAGUCGGGAACUCUUCGAGGAUCUAUGUCAGGAUGUGGUACCAUUAUUAUCCCUGCCUAAAAAUAGUCGAGCAAUCGAUCCAAUAACCAAAAUUCUCACUGCAUUAAAUUUUUAUGCCAGUGGUUGCUACCAGGGUGCAGUCGGACAAAAUUUAGACACCCCUAUGGCGCAGCAGUCUGUCUCAAACUGCAUCAGGGAUGUAACAGAUGCCCUAAAUACACCCUUUAUACUGAGGAAAUAUAUAAGAUUUCCUCAGUCCAGGGAAGACAGGAACGUUUUGAAGAGAAAUUUUGCCACACAGUAUGGUAUUCCUGGUGUUAUAGGAUGUAUCGACUGCACCCAUGUAGCUAUUAUUCGGCCAACAACCAAUGAGGAGAGAUUUUUCAAUCGAAAACAUUACCACUCUUUGAAUGUUCAAGUUAUUGCUGACAGUAAUUUAAAAAUUUUAAAUAUUGACGCCUCUUACGGUGGCGCCACUCAUGAUGCUUUCAUUUGGGAGCAUAAUGAGAUCAAAGAUCAUUUGGAGAGUCUUCAAGGAGAAACAACCUAUUUGCUGGGUGAUUCAGGGUAUCCUUUAAGGGUAUACCUUAUGACACCCUAUGAAAACGCUGUUGAGGACUCUCCUGAGGAUAGAUACAAUUCCCGGCAUAAGCGCACCCGCAAUACUGUAGAACGCGUCUUUGGAAUAUUAAAAAGUCGUUGGAGAUGCCUUCUUGCAGCUAGAGAACUGCAUUAUGCUCCAAGAGCAGCAGGAAGAAUUAGUAUUGCUUGUGCUGUUUUACACAAUAUGUGUAUAGACCAAAAUUUGACGACUCCAGAUUUGUCAUCUGAAGAGAUAAACAAUGAGUCAGCCCGGCAACCUUCAGCUACAGUGUGGCAUCAAUCAUCCACUGCUGCACUUGAUCGAGGGAGAACAGCUAGAAAUUCUUUAAUACAGCUGCUUGAGCAAUCUAGAUAGAAACAUUCAAAUAUUAGGUAUAUACAAAUUAGAAGUUAAAGCAUUACUUAUUUACAAAAUUAAAAACUUUUUAAAAUAA